CUCGUCUUCCCCUUCCCCUUACUCCAAAUUACCCCCUGCUAUCUACAUAUCCUGUCCACACUCUCCCUCCCUGCGCUGGGCCUUGCAGUUUUUGGUUGUGUAUCGGGGAAAUGGCAAUCGACGACGAAUCGCCGAUCAGAGUCAACAGCAGAGGCGGCGGCGCCAUGGGAGGAGGGGAGUGCGACGGGGCGGAGAACCAGCGGUGGCCGCCGUGGCUCAAGCCGCUGCUGGGGACGAGCUUCUUCGGCCAAUGCAAGCUGCACGCGGACGCGCACAAGAGCGAGUGCAACAUGUACUGCCUCGCCUGCAUGAACGGCGCGCUCUGCUCCCAGUGCCUCGCCUACCACCGCGACCACCACGCCAUCCAGAUACGGAGGUCGUCCUACCACGACGUGAUCCGGGUGUCGGAGAUCCAGAAGGUGCUGGACAUCUCCGGCGUGCAGACGUACAUCAUCAACAGCGCGCGCGUGGUGUUCCUGAACGAGCGCCCGCAGCAGAGGCCAGGCAAGGGCGUCACCAACACCUGCGAGGUCUGCCAGCGCAGCCUCCUCGACACCUUCCGCUUCUGCUCCCUCGGGUGCAAGAUCGUGGGGACCUCCGGUGACUUGCGCAUCCGGAAGAAGCAGGCCGUUGUCAAGAAGCAUCAGAAGAAGAAGAAGCAGCAGGCGCAGCAGCACAGGGGCGCCGCGUUGGACUCGGAGGACGACUCUUCGUCCACCAGCACCAGCCGCGGCAGCGACAGGAGCAGCGUGGUGCAGAGCUUCACCCCGUCGACCCCGCCGGCGACGGCCAACAGCUUCCGAACCGGGAAGCGGCGCAAGGGCGUGCCGCACCGGUCGCCGUUCGGCAGCCUCAUGGUGGAGGAGUUCUAGUCAAAGGCGUGGUCCGAACCCGAUGCCGGCCCACGCGGUUGCCCCCUCGCCAAAAGCAGCGGUACACCCCACUGUAGCAUACGCACUUCUAUACCAUCUACUAUAGGUGUUGCCGGAUCGGCCGGUCUACAUAGUUCAUAGCCACCCAAGAAAAAAAAAAGGAGCUAGUAGUAGCAAGCAAUAACCAAGGCCCCACUGCACGCCCGCGCUUCUGGACGACGAGGCCGGUGCAAUGUGGCACGUACGUCGUACGGUACGGUUACUUCCAUUCCAUAGUACUGUGCUACUACUACUGUAGUUUACAUGCAGUCGCAGAGCUGUGCUGGUAGUGAGACAACGGUUUGGGUUUUGGUGCCUGUAAAAGGAAACGAGGUAGUUGUAGCAGUUACCCUAGUCGUCACCACUCAUCAGCAGCCAGACACUACUAAAUUACAUAGUAUAAUAGGUGUUUCCUAGUUUUUACCGGCGCUUGAUAUAGAUGUGGAUGUACAUAUAUACAUAUACUGUCACAGAUGGGGAACGGUAGGAGUGUUGUUGGUACUGGUGUUUGCGUUUGUUGCCUGUAAUAAUAAAGAGGAUAAGAAUGCUGC
Zea mays is the source of this 1462-nucleotide messenger RNA. Its product is annotated as PLATZ transcription factor. The record is from RefSeq and is marked validated. NCBI's taxonomy places the organism in Eukaryota, Viridiplantae, Streptophyta, Magnoliopsida, Poales, Poaceae. The coding region runs from base 111 to 872 and encodes 253 amino acids. The transcript is spliced from 4 exons.